This is a messenger RNA of Dreissena polymorpha, 942 nucleotides long. RefSeq names its product mucin-2-like. The record is from RefSeq and is a predicted model, not a curated record. Bases 1 to 942 code for a protein of 313 amino acids. The transcript is spliced from 5 exons. NCBI's taxonomy places the organism in Eukaryota, Metazoa, Mollusca, Bivalvia, Myida, Dreissenidae.
AUGGCGGAUGGUGGCAAUUCCGAACCUAAGAACAGGGACCUUAUGGAGAUAAUGAAAACUACAGACUAUCGGGUGAAGAAGGGGGCCGAUCGAGUGAAGCGGGUUGAAGACAAGGUGGACGGGACGGACAUUCUGGCAGCGCAGAUGGCGUCACGAAUCGACGAGCUCGAGAAGGCGCGAGAAGCCAUGCGCGAUGAUAUUUCGUACCUCCAGUCGCAGAGCAUGAGGAACAAUCUUAUGUUCACCAGUGUUCCGGAAGACAACGCUUCAGGGAACGAGACGCCGGAAGUGACGGAGCUGCGCAUCAAAACAACCCAAACCAACGCCACAACCGGCACCAGCGCCAUCAUAACCAUCGCCACCACCGCCACCACCGGCCCCAUCAACAUCACUGACACAACCGACACCACUGACACCAUCGCCGUUGCGGUGAUGUUCGUGUCUAUAGCAAACACUAGCGCCAAUAAAACCACCACCACAACCGCCAUUACCGCAACCUUCGAAACCUUCGACACCUUCGAAACCACCGCAAAUACCACCAAGACAACCGCCGACACUGAUUACACUGACACAACCAUCGCCACCAAAACCACCAAAACUACUAACACCGUCGCCAUCAUAGAAACCACCGAAAACACCAAAACUACUGAAAUCAGCACCAUCACCGAAACCACUGACAACACCGCCUCAAGCGAUACCAUCGCACCAUCGACAACACCGAAACAAUCGCAACCACAACAAUCACCGCCAACAUCCAAACCACCAACAUCACCGCAACAAAUGACACCACAAUCACCGCAACCAACGAAACCACAAUCACCCAUGCCACCACCGAAACCACUGACACCAAUGAAAUCACAGCAACCAUCACCAGCACCACCACCACCAAAACCACUGACAUCAACGCCAUCACAUAAACAACAGGAACCACAGAAGGCAUGA